CAAAUAACUUUUAUGUCAGGUUUUAUGCUCGGUUGACCUGUGAUCUUCCCAUUCGAACACUCCACCAACUUAGAUGCUCUUACUUGCUACGAUAUAUUUAUUAGGUUGUACUACCUAUGUCCUGGCGGAAUGCCCUAUAAAUGACCGUAAAAGUUACUUCAAUGAGCAACUAAGACUACACAAUACGCUGUUUAAGGACUAUGUUCCUAAGCUUCCAGCAAUUGCAAUGCAAGAGCCCAAUUCAACUGCCGAUAAUGGAAAUUUUCCGAGAUUCGAAGUCCUGCUUACGCUCGUGUAUAUGAAGUUAAUUCAGAUGGUUGAGCCGGAACAAAAAGUCGAAUUUCUCUUUGAAUACUCCAUGAAAUGGAGAGAUGAGCGACUUGAAUGGAACCCUGAAGACUACUGUGGUUUGGAUAAUAUAUAUGUAUCGCGCUUGGAUGUUUGGAUUCCUGAUAUCACAAUUGUUGAUGCACAUUCUUCUGCGGACUACCGAGAUGAUUACAACAAAUUUGUUCAUAUCAGUUCUAUACACAACAUAUACCCAGAUGAACCCACAGUUUGCGCAUUAGACGUGCAAAAUUUUCCAUUCGAUCGUCAGGAAUGCGCAAUCAAUAUGAUGUCUCAACUGUAUUCUAUGCGUGAGUACGGUAUCAAGCUUGCCUUUGCUCCGGCUCUGCUGAACAACAAAACUGCUUUUGACAAUAUGGGUAAUGAAGAAUGGAGAAUCAAAAAUGUGACAACGAUGAGAGUGCAUCAUGAUAUAGGAUAUGAGGAUCCUGUCGAGAUAAGCAGUUUUGUUAUUCUGAUGAAAAGGAGUCCAUCGUUUUACAUUACCAUGAUUAUCACACCGUCCUUCGUCAUCAACAUACUGUCAAUUUUUGGUGUUUUCUUAAAAUCGGCAGACAGCAUGGGAAAGCUUGGUAUGGCGCUGACUAACAUAAUGUCGUUGACGUUUAUAUUGGGAAUCCUCGCAACAGCACUGCCAAAAACUAAAGGAUUACCAAAAAUAGCUAUCUACAUUAUGGGGAAUCUUCUAAUAAUGGUAUUUGCGCUCACUACAACGCUUGUCUUACCGUAUGUCAAGCGAUUUCUUUCCGGUCUUGGGGAAAGCAGCACGGCAAGCUCCAAGAGGAAAUUGGAAAGUAAACUACAUCGGCUAGCCGAAUAUGCGCUGUUUGUGCUGUUCGAAAUUGCAAACCUCGUCAACUUUAUUGUACUUAUCACGUGAUUCCUACAUACUUUUCUACAAUUACCUUUGAGGUAAAUAAAAAGCUAAAUGU
Molecule: messenger RNA, 1280 nt
Organism: Cylicocyclus nassatus
Lineage: Eukaryota; Metazoa; Nematoda; Chromadorea; Rhabditida; Strongylidae
Source: the annotation of a GenBank genome assembly